Aspergillus terreus NIH2624 is the source of this 975-nucleotide messenger RNA. RefSeq lists its product as uncharacterized. Lineage: Eukaryota; Fungi; Ascomycota; Eurotiomycetes; Eurotiales; Aspergillaceae. Gene Ontology annotation, biological process: protein phosphorylation; intracellular signal transduction; intracellular monoatomic cation homeostasis. The record is from RefSeq and is a predicted model, not a curated record. The transcript is spliced from 2 exons. The coding region runs from base 1 to 975 and encodes 324 amino acids. Gene Ontology annotation, molecular function: ATP binding; protein serine/threonine kinase activity.
AUGACAUUGAAAAACUACGCCGCCCAUCACCACCAUCACCGAAUAGAACCUCGCAUACCCAGAUCCAGCCCGUAUAUAUGCACCAGCCUAUCUAACAUUCUCACCCGUUGCUGGACGUCCAGAAAGGAAUCAUCCAGCUUCGAAAAGGCGGCCCUGCUGCCUCCGGACUCUCCGUCCUCGCUCGCAGACAAAUAUGGAUCCUGCACGGACAUCCUCCACUAUGGUGAUCAUAGUUCGAUAAGACUGUAUGCGCAACGGUUCCCCAAUUCGUCCUCCAGACACCAGACCCUCCAUGUGGUAAAGGUCUUUCGGCGGUCCUCCAACCCGGCGGUAGUAAACGGACAGCUUUUCGAACAAUCCCUCGCCUCCACCGCGUCACACCCUAAUCUCCUCCGCGCGAUCGACAGCCUCCACAACGACCAGCGAGAGCCAUGUCUUGUCAUAGAAUACUGCGCGGGCGGUGACCUCAACACCCAUAUAUCCACGUCCGGGACUCUGGAGGCGCCCGAAGCAGACUGUUUCUUCAAGCAGCUCAUGCGUGCGGUGUCGUAUCUUCACGACAACGCCAUCGCGCACAGGGACAUCAAGACGGAGAACAUCCUGCUCACCGCACACGGGGCCAUCAAGCUGACCGACUUUGGCAGCGCGCAGUGGCUGGGGGAUGCGGAUGAGAAAGAUUCAGAGGCCGCUGAAGCACACCGCCAACAACCCCCUCCACGGAAACUGAUUGGCACCCUUCCGUAUCUCCCCCCGGAGGAGUUGAGCGGCUCUGUAUCUGACCCCCGCGCGGGCGAUAUCUGGGCCGCUGGACUGGUCUAUAUGGCUAUGAGGUGUGGCCGGCUGCUGUGGAGAAUGCCGUGUGACCAGGAAGACACGGGCUUCAAAGCGUACCUCCAAGGGCGGCGAUGCUGUCAUGGAUAUCGACCGAUAGAAGAUCUGGAAAAGGAAUGUCGUUUACGCGAUGCUCUGCCCUAA